GUUCAUACUGCUGUCACGUUCCCACUCCACUUUCUCAUUCAGUCUUCAAGAGAGUGGUCUGAUAGAGAAAGGUGACAGUUCACUUCAAAAUUUAUCUUGUCGUCCCCAGGCCAUCUCAUCAAUAUGCAGCGUUCAACACCUGUGGACCCCACAAAGAUGGGGACUGGAAGAGCCAUCGCUGUCCUCACCUCUGGAGGAGAUGCACAAGGUAUGAAUGCUGCUGUCCGAGCCACGGUGAGGGUUGGGAUCUACACCGGCGCGAAAGUCUAUUUUGUACAUGAGGGUUAUCAGGGCCUAGUCGAUGGAGGAGAUAACAUCCGACAAGCAACUUGGGAGAGUGUGUCAAUGAUGCUGCAGCUGGGUGGCACAGUGAUUGGCAGUGCCCGCUGUCAGGACUUCCGCUCUAAGGAGGGCAGAGCUAAAGCAGCAUGUAACCUGGUGAAGCUGGGCAUCACUAAUCUGUGUGUUAUUGGUGGAGAUGGAAGCCUGACAGGCGCCAAUGAGUUUCGCAAUGAGUGGAGUGAACUGCUCCAAAUCUUGCUAAAAGCAGGUAAAAUCACAGCAGAGGAGGCUAAACGCUCAUCUCAUCUGAACAUCGUUGGGAUGGUUGGCUCCAUCGACAAUGAUUUCUGUGGCACAGACAUGACCAUUGGCACUGAUUCGGCUCUGCACAGGAUCAUGGAAGUAGUGGAUGCCAUCACAACAACAGCUCAGAGUCAUCAAAGAGCCUUCAUUCUGGAAGUGAUGGGGAGGCAUUGUGGAUAUUUGGCCUUAGUCACUGCCCUGGCGUGUGGCGCUGACUGGGUUUUUAUUCCUGAAAUGCCCCCAGAUGAAGGAUGGGAGGACCAUCUGUGCAGGAGACUUACCUAUCAAAGAAGCAUUGGCAAUCGUUUAAAUGUCAUCAUUGUGGCAGAAGGCGCUUUGGAUCGCCACGGCAAACCUAUCACUUGUGAUAUUCUAAAGAAUCUGGUCACUAAGAAGCUCAGCUUUGACACACGUGCCACUAUUCUGGGUCAUGUGCAGAGAGGAGGAACCCCUUCAGCCUUCGACAGAAUCUUGGGCAGUAGGAUGGGGGUGGAGGCUGUGAUGGCAUUGCUAGAGGCCACUCCUGACACCCCUGCAUGUGUGGUCAGUCUGUCUGGAAACAUGGCGGUUCGACUGCCCCUCAUGGAGUGUGUGCAAGUGACAAAAGAAGUGACCAAAGCAAUGGCAGAGGGCAGGUUUGAGGAAGCUGUUAAGCUCAGGGGAAAGAGUUUUGAGAACAACUGGAACACAUAUAAACUCUUGGCUCAUGUGACCGCCCCAGAUGUGAAGAGUAAUAUAAACAUAGCUAUCCUGAACGUGGGAGCUCCAUGUGCAGGAAUGAACGCAGCAGUCCGUUCAGCCGUCAGGAUCGGUAUCCUUCAAGGACACAACAUGCUAGCUGUACAUGACGGCUUCGAUGGACUUGCACACGGAACUAUUGAACCAAUGGCAUGGGGCUACGUUGGAGGCUGGACAGGCAAAGGCGGUUCUAAUUUAGGAACCAAGCGGUCACUGCCAGCUAGUAUGAUUGAAGAGAUCAGUCUGAAUAUAGCCAAGUUUAACAUUCAUGCCCUGGUUAUCAUUGGAGGGUUUGAGGCCUUUGUUGGAGGUUUGGAAUUAGUGACUGCCAGAGAAAAAUUUGAGGAGUUGUGUAUUCCCCUGGUUGUUAUUCCAGCUACUGUGUCUAAUAACGUUCCUGGAUCAGAUUUCAGCAUCGGUGCUGAUACCGCUCUCAAUACUAUCACAACUACAUGCGAUAGAAUCAAGCAAUCCGCUGCUGGAACAAAGCGUAGGGUUUUCAUCAUUGAAACAAUGGGGGGAUACUGUGGCUAUCUGGCAACCAUGGCAGGAUUGGCUGCAGGGGCUGAUGCUGCUUAUAUCUAUGAAGACCCAUUUGGCAUUCACGACCUGGAGACAAACGUGGAGCACUUACUGGAGAAGAUGAAGACCACAGUAAAAAGAGGCCUCAUCCUUAGGAAUGAGAAAUGUAAUGCGAACUAUACCACAGAUUUUCUCUUCAACUUGUACUCCGAAGAGGGCAAGGGAGUUUUUGACUGCCGCAAGAAUGUGCUUGGACACAUGCAGCAGGGUGGAACCCCUACACCAUUUGAUAGGAACUUUGGCACAAAGAUGGGUGCUAAAGCAGUGUUAUGGUUGACUGAUAAACUGAAGGAGUGUUACAGACAUGGCCGUAUCUUUGCCAACACACCAGACUCUGCCUGUGUUUUGGGAAUGAAGAAGAGAGCCAUGAUCUUCCAGCCUCUCUUUGAUCUCAAAGAGGACACUGACUUUGAACAUCGUAUACCGAAGACUGAGUGGUGGCUGAAGCUUAGGCCCAUUCUCAAGAUUCUGGCUAAAUACAAGAUCAGUUUGGACACCUCAGAGACAGCUACAAUGGAGCAUGUUAUCAAGAAGAGAGGAACAGUCUAGACUACACACACACGCACAGAAUUACAGUGGGAUAGAAAGAUUUUUGAGCCAUAUGAUCUUAGUAUACAAGAACAUUCAGUUAAUCACCCUCAUGUUCUUCAUAAACCAUAUGAACACAAAAGGAAAUAUGGGUUACAUGAGUGAACAAAUAAUGUCAGAAUUUUCAUUUUUGGAUGAACUAUGCCGUGAAGUACAAAUAAGAUUUCACUACUGGAUUUCUCAUUUUGGAAUAUGUCUGGACUAAAUUGUACUAUUGUUUAAAAAUAAAAAAUAAAUAAAAUGGGCUAAAUGCAACCUGUACAUUUUACAAGCUUUCACUGAACAUAGAUUGAAAUUCGUUAAGACAUUACAUAUUUUCAGUGUGUUUUGGAUUUUUAUUGUAAAAGGCCAACAAAUGAUUUGCUUAAUUUUAUAAAAUGUACAAAAUUUAGACUCCAAAGUUCAGAUUUUCUUAUCUAUAUGGUAUCCCCCCAAAACUGUACUAUAUAUAUAUAUAUAUAUAUAUAUAUAUAUUACAUUAUCAUAAUUAAAACAUUAAAUAUACUAAUCCUACCACACAUACCGGUUUUCUUCCAGUAUGUCCCAGAAUAUCCUUAAACAUCCUUGAAACCCUGACUACAUACACCUUUCAGCAUAUUCAUGUGGUGGUAAAAUAAAGAUGCUUGUCAACA
This is a messenger RNA of Sinocyclocheilus grahami, 3125 nucleotides long. It is a transcript of the gene pfkmb, whose product is annotated as phosphofructokinase, muscle b. Gene Ontology annotation, cellular component: 6-phosphofructokinase complex; cytoplasm; membrane. Lineage: Eukaryota; Metazoa; Chordata; Actinopteri; Cypriniformes; Cyprinidae. Gene Ontology annotation, biological process: canonical glycolysis; fructose 6-phosphate metabolic process; fructose 1,6-bisphosphate metabolic process. The transcript has 22 exons. The record is from RefSeq and is a predicted model, not a curated record. Gene Ontology annotation, molecular function: fructose-6-phosphate binding; ATP binding; AMP binding. The coding region runs from base 124 to 2454 and encodes 776 amino acids.